AUGUCAACUUCUUCUUCCCUGACGCAGAGAAUCCCGAUUAGUUCGCAGCCGAAUGGAGCCGAGCAAGAGCAGUCGGAGUCUCUUCCUCCUCCACAGCUAAAGAGACAAUACUCGAGAUCUCAACAUGCCGUGUCACAGACAAUGACGUCAGCUGCAAACUUGGCUAAUCUUCUUCCGACCGGAACGCUCUUAGCUUUCCAGCUCUUAAUGCCGGUCUUCACGUCAAACGGCUCGUGCGAUUACCCGACGCGCGUUUUAACCGCGAUUCUACUAACGCUUCUCUCCAUCUCUUGCUUCCUCAGCUCAUUUACAGACAGCGUCAAGGCUGAAGACGGUAACGUGUACUACGGGUUUGCUACUCUCAAGGGUAUGUGGGUUUUUGACUACCCUGACCCGUCCGGUUCGGGUUUGCCCGACCUCAGUAAAUACCGGCUUCGGAUCGUGGACUGGAUCCACGGGGUUUUGUCUGUGCUUGUGUUCGUUGCGGUGGCUCUGAGGGACAAGAACGCCGUGACCUGUUUUUACCCGGCGCCGGAGCAAGGAACCAAGAAGGUUUUGGAUAUUGUUCCGAUGGGUGUUGGGGUUAUUUGCGGCUUGUUGUUCAUUGUUUUCCCGGCGAGAAGACACGGUGUCGGAUAUCCGGUCACCGGAAACGGAGACGGACGUCGCAGUUAG
Microthlaspi erraticum is the source of this 675-nucleotide messenger RNA. The record is from the annotation of a GenBank genome assembly. NCBI's taxonomy places the organism in Eukaryota, Viridiplantae, Streptophyta, Magnoliopsida, Brassicales, Brassicaceae.